Brassica rapa (field mustard) is the source of this 2779-nucleotide messenger RNA. Its product is annotated as protein ADP-ribosyltransferase PARP3. Gene Ontology annotation, biological process: double-strand break repair; protein poly-ADP-ribosylation. Gene Ontology annotation, cellular component: nucleolus. The record is from RefSeq and is a predicted model, not a curated record. Lineage: Eukaryota; Viridiplantae; Streptophyta; Magnoliopsida; Brassicales; Brassicaceae. Gene Ontology annotation, molecular function: zinc ion binding; NAD+ poly-ADP-ribosyltransferase activity.
ACCCUCUCGUCUUCUAUAUUAUCUGAAAAGAAAAAGUGACCUCUGUAAACACUCGAAAACACUUUGAUCUUUCUUAAAAUCAGACAGUUAAAAAGAUUUGGAUCGAUGAAGGUGCACGAGACAAGAUCUCACGCUCACAUGUCUGGCGACGAGCAGAAGAAGGGAAACUUGAGGAAGCACAAAGCAGAAGGGAAACUUCCAGAAGCAGAACAGUCUCCAAAGAAGGCAAAGUCAGAAAAGGAUUCCGUCAACGGCACCGGAGAUGAGUAUAAGGAGUUUUGCAAAGCGGUGGAAGAGAAUCUGUCCGUUGAUCAGAUUAAAGAAGUUCUUGAAACCAACGGUCAGGAUUGUUCUGCUCCGGAAGAGACCUUGCUAGCGCAAUGCCAAGAUUUGCUGUUCUAUGGGGCUUUAGAUAAAUGUCCUUUAUGCGGAGGUAAUCUCAUAUGCGACAAUGAGAAGAAGAGAUUCGUAUGUGGAGGUGAGAUUAGUGAGUGGUGUAGUUGCGUGUUCAGCACGAAAAGUCCCCCUAGGAAAGAGGAGCCAAUUAAACUUCCUGAUUCGGUCAUGAACUCUGCUAUUUCUGAUUUACUCAAGAAACACCAGGACCCGAAGACUAGACCUAAAAGGGAGUUAAGUUCUGAUAAACCAUUCACGGGGAUGAUGAUCUCCCUCAUGGGACGUCUCACGAGAACACAUCAAUAUUGGAAGAAUAAGAUAGAGAAACACGGUGGGAAAGUCUCAAACUCUGUUAAAGGGGUGACAUGUCUGGUGGUUUCACCGGCUGAAAGAGAACGAGGUGGUUCUUCAAAACUGGUGGAAGCAAUGGAGCAAGGUCUACCGGUUGUGAGUGAAGCUUGGCUGAUCGAUAGCAUUGAAAAACAAGAAGCUCAGCCACUAGAAGCUUAUGACGUGGUCAGUGAUCUCUCAGUGGAAGGGAAAGGAAUCCCAUGGGACAAGCAAGAUCCAAGCGAGGAAGCAAUUGAAUCCUUAUCAGCUGAGCUAAAAAUGUUUGGGAAGAGAGGAGUCUACAAGGACACAAAGCUCGAGGAGAGUGGUGGAAAGAUCUUUGAAAAGGACGGGCUCUUAUAUAACUGUGCGUUCUCACUAUGCGACUUAGGGAAAGGGCGUAAUGAGUAUUGUAUCAUGCAGCUAGUGACGGUGCCUGAAAGCAACUUGAACAUGUACUUCAAGAGAGGAAAAGUAGGAGACGACCCUAAUGCGGAAGAGCGGCUUGAGGAGUGGGAGGAUGAAGAAGAGGCCAUCAAAGAGUUUGCAAGGUUAUUUGAGGAGAUAACAGGGAAUGAGUUCGAGCCAUGGGAACGUGAGAAGAAAAUUCAGAAGAAACCUCAUAAGUUUUUUCCCAUUGAUAUGGAUGAUGGAAUCGAUGUGAGAAGUGGAGCACUUGGACUAAGGCAACUCGGCGUUGCUUCAGCUCAUUGCAAGCUUGAAUCGUUUGUUGCAAACUUUCUUAAAGUUCUCUGUGGUCAAGAGAUCUACAAAUAUGCAUUGAUGGAGCUUGGUUUAGAUCCGCCUGAUCUUCCUAUGGGAAUGCUAACUGAUAUCCACUUGAAACGAUGCGAGGAGGUGUUACUUGAGUUUGUUGAGAAGCUGAAGACAACAAAGGAGACUGGUCAGAAAGCUGAAGCAAUAUGGGCAGAUUUUAGCUCACGGUGGUUCUCUUUGAUGCACAGCACAAGGCCGAUGCGCUUGCAUGACUUCAAUGAACUCGCAGAUCAUGCUGCGUCUGCUUUUGAGACAGUGAGGGAUAUAAACACAGCCUCACAUUUGGUAGGGGACAUGCGAGGAGACACACUUGACGACCCACUGUCUGAUCGGUACAACAAACUUGGCUGCAAAAUCUCUGUGGUUGACAAAGAGUCGGAAGAUUAUAAAAUGAUUGUGAAGUAUCUGGAGACUACUUAUGAGCCGGUGAAAGUCUCUGACGUUGCGUAUACUGCGACAGUGGUGAAUGUAUUCGCAGUUGAAUCAAAAGCAAUUCCUUCUUUAGAUGAGAUCAAGAAGCUACCAAACAAGGUUCUUUUAUGGUGUGGGUCUAGGAGCUCAAAUCUAUUGCGACACAUCUACAAAGGGUUCUUACCUGCCGUUUGCUCUCUUCCAGUCCCUGGUUACAUGUUUGGGAGGGCGAUAGUAUGCUCAGAUGCAGCUGCAGAAGCAGCAAGGUACGGUUUCACAGCUGUGGAUAGACCAGAAGGGUUUCUUGUGUUGGCAGUGGCAUCACUUGGUGAAGACGUUAAGGAGUUCACAAGCCCACCAGAGGACACAAAGACAUUGGAAGAAAAGAAGGUUGGAGUGAAAGGGUUAGGAAGGAAGAAGACUGAAGAAUCAGAGCAUUUCAUGUGGAGAGAUGACAUCAAAGUUCCUUGUGGAAAACUAGUCCCAUCGGAACAUAAGGACAGUCCUCUUGAGUACAACGAGUACGCAGUAUAUGAUCCAAAACAGACGAGUAUAAGAUUCUUGGUGGAAGUGAAGUACGAGGAGAAGGGAACCGAGAUAGUUGAUGUGGAACCAGAGUAGAUUCAGAUAUGGGCCGAGACGGUUUUUGGUGGCGAGAAGAAUCCAUGGGCGACGGUUUUUGGUGUUUCAUGUGUUUGUAUAUUAGGUUUAUCAAUGGCGAAUGUAUUAGAAGUAGUUUUCUUUCUUGGGUUGUAAGGAAAAUGUUGACCUAUAUGCAACUGCUAUGCUGUGUGAAGCUUUUUGCCAUGUAUAUAACAUUUACACAGUUACUGUAUGUUCCUGGCUCAUGACUUCACAACUUUGA